This is a messenger RNA of Naumovozyma dairenensis CBS 421, 984 nucleotides long. RefSeq names its product 3-dehydrosphinganine reductase (gene TSC10). NCBI's taxonomy places the organism in Eukaryota, Fungi, Ascomycota, Saccharomycetes, Saccharomycetales, Saccharomycetaceae. Gene Ontology annotation, biological process: sphingolipid biosynthetic process. Gene Ontology annotation, cellular component: endoplasmic reticulum membrane. The record is from RefSeq and is a predicted model, not a curated record. The transcript has a single exon. Bases 1 to 984 code for a protein of 327 amino acids. Gene Ontology annotation, molecular function: 3-dehydrosphinganine reductase activity.
AUGCCUUUCACGUUGGAAAAUCAAAUUGUUUUAAUUACCGGAGGUUCACAAGGUUUAGGUACUCAAUUUGCUAGAAAAUAUUUCAAAGAAACUAAAAAUACAAAAAUUAUUAUAGUAAGUAGAUCAGAAUCAAAAUUACAAACCGCAAUCAGAUCAAUAACAUCAUCUUCACUUGAAGAAAACAUUGAAAACUAUAACUUAUCCAAUUAUAGUAGCGGGAAAAAAGUAAACGCGAACAAAAGGUUAUUAUAUUCACCAUGUGAUCUAUCAGACUAUAAUUCAGUAUCCGCCUUACUAGACAUAUUACUUGCACAAGACCUCUCUCCCACCCAAAUCUACCUCUGUGCAGGUGGGUCCAUUCCCAAACUCUUCAAAGAUUUAACCUCAAAAGAAUUAGAGAUGGGUGUCCAAAUGAAUUACCUAACAUCUCUAUAUCUAUCACAUAAGAUUGCUCAGUUACAGUUACAAUCGCAUCUAAUCUUCUUCUCUAGUGUGACUGCAUUCUUUCCCUUCAUUGGUUACUCACAAUACGCUCCAUUAAAAGUAUCAAUGAAAUCAUUAGUAUCCAUCCUAAGACAAGAAUUAUUAGGAACUAACAGAAUAUCAUGUGUAUAUCCUGGGAAUUUCCAAAGUGAAGGGUUCGAAUUGGAAGAACUAACAAAACCAGAAAUUACAAGAGAGAUUGAAGGUCCAUCAUCACCUAUACCAGUGGAUAGAUGUUGUGACAUUAUCGUUAAACAAUUACAAUAUGGAUAUGACGAUAUUACGACCGAUCUUAUUGGUUGGUUAUUGAUGAGUUUGGAUAUGGGAUUGAAUAAACAUAAUAAUAAUUCUAUUGCCUGGAUGGUGCAGUUGAUCGUGGGGGCAUUGGUUAAUUUGAUUGUUGUGCCCUUCUAUAUGGCGUUUUGUAAAUUCCAAAUUAAAAAUUGGUUCAAGAAGGAACAAGCAAAAAAGGAUUUGGACAAUAAGAAAAAAGAGCAAUAA